This is a messenger RNA of Candida dubliniensis CD36, 3807 nucleotides long. RefSeq names its product FLO9p (gene FLO9). Bases 1 to 3807 code for a protein of 1268 amino acids. The record is from RefSeq and is a predicted model, not a curated record. The transcript has a single exon. NCBI's taxonomy places the organism in Eukaryota, Fungi, Ascomycota, Pichiomycetes, Serinales, Debaryomycetaceae.
AUGUUGUUAAAAAACUUUGUUUUCCUAUUCAUUGCAACAGCAACCACUGUGUUUGCUAGUUACGAUGUUUCUAGCUCAUUAAUUCAUUAUCAUGAUUUCGACUUUAAUGUCGGUGAUAUUUCCAUUCGGAAUGGUGCAUCAUUUUCAUUAGUUAAUACUUUCGAUUGUCUUUUUAAAGGAGAUCUUACCAUUGAAGAAAAAUCCAAGUUAUACAUUACAUCUACUGGUAGAGCUUUAUUACUCAAUGUCGCUGGAUUAUUCAACAAAGUUAAAAAUGAUGGUUUAUUGGUUAUCAACACUAUCGAGUCUUAUGCUGCAGCCAUUUGUAACAUUUUUGGUGCUUCAUUCGUUAACACUGGUGAUGCUAUCUUUGCUUUCCAAGGGAAAUGGUUGCCACCAAUUAUUGCCUUUACUGCUCAACAAUGGCAGAAUUAUGGACGUGUGCAUAUUUUUCAAAAGUUCCCCUCAAAGGCUUUGGCUAUCUUGGGUCGUUUUGGUGGCUCAAUUGAAAACUAUGGUACUCUUUGUUUUACCAAUCUGAUUUUUAAACAAGUAACUACCAUCGAUGGUAGUGGUUGUAUUGCCUUAGAGAAGAGCUCGUCAUUUUUCAUUGAAAAUUCGUUGUUCCCAAUUGAUAAAGAACAGGUUAUAUACAUGGGUGAAGGUAAUCCAAGUAUACAAGUUGUUGCAACAACAUUCCCACAAACAUUUAAAGUUGCUAACUUUGGUGGUAACGGUGCUCAUAAAAUUGGAUUGAAUUUACCUUUAUUGAACUUACCACUUCUUAAUAAACGUGGUUGGUCUUAUAAUGAAAGGACUGGUAUUUUGACAUUGAAAGUUACUGAUUUACUUACCCAAAAUUUUGAUAUUGGUCUUGGUUACGAUCCUUCUAAAUUUGAACUUUGUUCCGAUGAAUCUGUUGGAUUCCUUUUUGUUUUCCAUGGUGCUAUUAAAUAUAAUGGUCCAGCCCCAAAUCCGGGCAGACCAUCCAUUUGUCAAGUUUGUCCAGGACUUCAUCCUGCUCCAGGUGCUGAACCAACUACUUCAACCAACUCUAUCACUACAACCAAAACUGAUGGUUCCAUUUGUACUGAAAUUGAUGCUGUUGUUGUUUCUUCUGAUCAAUCUGGAUCCUGGUAUACAAGUACUUCUGGUAUUAGCACUGUCUGCGGUGCCACAUCUGAAGCUCCUAUUCCAAACCCUCGAGUUACUAUCACCACUACUUGGACCCAAGUCACUACUGCUACCGUCACUGAAUCUGGUACCAAGACUGACACUGUGAUUGUCCAAGUCCCAUAUACCCCAAAUCCUCAAGUUACUGUCACUACUACUUGGACUGGAACCUAUGUUACUGCAAGUACUAUUACUGGUGAUAAAACCGAUACUGUUAUUGUUGAUGUCCCAGAAACUACCACUUCUUGUUUAACUACAACUAAUACUUGGACUGGAGAAUACAUAACCACCAUUACCACUUCUGGUUGGGUCAUUAUUGAAAUUCCAACUGAAAGUGUUGCCACCUAUGUUUACACAGACUCACAAGUGACACCUACUAAAGCUACUGCUACAUCUGAAGUUACUGCUGUAACAAGUGCAACUACUGGUAAUGAUAACACUGCUUCUGCAACUGGUGCUACUGGCAACAACAACAACAAUGAUUCUACAACUGGUGCUACCGGUAAUGAAAAGAAUAAAUCCACACCUUCCACUGCAGGUAAUGUCAACACUGCUGCCACCACUACUACUGGUAACGGAAACAAUGAUUCUACAACUGGUGCUACUGGCAACAACAACAACAAUGAUUCUACAACUGGUGCUACCGGUAAUGAAAAGAAUAAAUCCACACCUUCCACUGCAGGUAAUGUCAACACUGCUGCCACCACUACUACUGGUAACGGAAACAAUGAUUCUACAACUGGAGCUACUGGAAACAACAACAUUGAUUCUACAACUGGUGCUACCGGUAAUGAAAAGAAUAAAUCCCCACCUUCCACUGCAGGUAAUGUCAACACUGCUGCCACAACUACUACUGGUAACGGAAACAAUGAUUCUGCAACUACUACUGGUAAUGUCAACACCGAUUCUACCACUAAUACUGGAAACAACAACAACAUUGAUUCUACAACUGGUGCUACUGGUAAUAACAAUAGUGCUUCUACAACUGCCACUACUGAUAAUGUGAACACUGCUUCUACUACUGGUGCUACUGGUAAAGAUAACAAUGAUUCUGCAACUACUACUGGUAAUGUCAACACUGCUUCUACCACUAAUACUGGAAACAACAACAACAAUGAUUCCACAACUGGUGCUACUGGAAACAACAACAAUGAUUCUACAACUGGAGCUACUGGCAACAACAACAACAAUGAUUCCACAACUGGUGCUACAGGUAACACUUUAUCCACGGUCACUACUGGUAACGAUAACACAGCUUCCACUACUGGUGCUACUGGUAAUGACAAUAGUGCUUCUACAGCUUCCACUACUGAUAAUGUGAACACUGCUUCUGCAACUGGUGCUACUGGUAAAGGUAACAAUGAUUCUGCAACUACUACUGGUAAUGUCAACACUGCUUCUACCACUAAUACUGGAAACAACAACAACAUUGAUUCUACAACUGGUGCUACUGGUAAUAACAAUAGUGCUUCUACAACUGCCACUACUGAUAAUGUGAACAUUGCUUCUGCAACUGGUGCUACUGGUAAAGAUAACAAUGAUUCUGCAACUACUACUGGUAAUGUCAACACUGCUUCUACCACUAAUACUGGCAACAACAACAUUGAUUCUACAACUGGUGCCCCAACAACCAGUGAUUUUAGUGGCUCUACAGAAUCUCAAUCCAGAGAAACCAAACAUACCAAAUCAAAGAACACCGAGACACAUAAAACCAAAUUGACAGAAACAAGCACUUCUUUGGCUGCCAUUUCAUCAUCUCUGGAAUUCCCCUUUGAAAAUACUUCAAAUCUGAUUUGUCAAUGUACUCCAGUGACCGUCACCAAAUAUAUCCCUCAGUCGAACAUCCCAGAAAAUACUGAAUCUACAACUCAAUCUACUUCUGCUUUAACUCCUGCAACAAGUCAAGAAAUAGCUUCCCAGCCUUCUUUCCAUAGCAAAGUUGAAUCCACUACUGUUGUCUCGUCUGCAACAAGUCAAGAAAUAGCUUCCCAGCCUUCUUUCCAUCGCAAAGUUGAAUCCACUAAUGUCGUCUCAUCUGCAACAAAUCAAGAAUCAACCACUAACUUCUCUUCAGAAACCGAUGUUCAGUCAAGUUCUCAAUUUGUCACUCCUACUAAUGCUGUUCAUUCUUCAUUAUCAACAGAAUACUACACUACUGGUGUCACUUCUUACUACACAAGCUAUGUCACUGUUACUGCUGAAACAACCAAAGUCGUCACCUUGACUUCUUGUGCUAAUGAUGUUUGUCAUAAAACAACUGCAACAACUGGUGUCACUGUUGUCACACUCAGUACUUCUGAUAUCCAAACUGUCCUUACAACUUAUGCUCCAUUGACUCAAACAGUGACUUUGGGAAUCACUGGUUCAGCAACUUUUGAUUUAGGUUGUCCAACCGGCCACUUUGGUUACAAGGGCUACAUUGGAAAAGGUGUUGAAAUUAGUCCAAACGGAAUAAAGGCUAAUGCCAAUGCUGGUUUUAAUGUUGGUUUUGACGCAAUCAAACGUGACCAAAAAGUGGUAAACUCCACUAAUGUCACUGUUCAAUCUUCUAAGAAUGCUGGUGCUAUUAAUUCCAUCUAUAGCAGUAUUGAACUCUUAUGUGCUGUUACAGCUAUUAUGGCUUUAAUUUUUUAA